Plectropomus leopardus (leopard coralgrouper) is the source of this 1046-nucleotide messenger RNA. RefSeq names its product aquaporin 8b (gene aqp8b). NCBI's taxonomy places the organism in Eukaryota, Metazoa, Chordata, Actinopteri, Perciformes, Serranidae. Gene Ontology annotation, cellular component: plasma membrane; basolateral plasma membrane. The record is from RefSeq and is a predicted model, not a curated record. Gene Ontology annotation, molecular function: water channel activity. Gene Ontology annotation, biological process: transmembrane transport; water transport.
GGAGGUCAGUGGAGCAAAUGUAGCCUAGACUCUAACCCUAAGCACCAAAGUCCGUGUGAUUACAGGCAUGGAGAGAUUUGUACGCACCUCUCGGGUCAGCAGGCUCAGUGUCACAUCCUCAGCUCUCACAACCACACCUCACUGAAGACUCAUGGCUGAUGAGAAGAUGGAGAUGGGAGAAGUCGGGGCGUCUCUGAUGUCUUCACAGCCUAAGCCGCCUCCAGACAGACCUCCAAACAAAUUUGAGAGGUUAUUUCAGCCCUGUCUGGGCGAGCUGGUGGGAACUACCUUCUUUGUGUUCAUCGGCUGCGUGUCGGUCAUAGAGAAUGUGGAGUCCACGGGGAGGCUGCAGCCGGCUCUGGUGCACGGCCUGGCUGUGGCCGUCAUGGUGGCUUGCAUGGCCGAGAUCAGUGGAUCCCAUUUCAACCCACCGUUCACCCUGGCCAUCUAUCUAUGUGGCGAGAUGGAGCUGAACAUGGUGGCCCCAUAUCUCGCAUGUCAGUUGCUCGGAGGGGUGCUCGGAGCUGCGAUGGCAAAGGGGAUGACCUCGAAGGAGAACUUCGCCAGAGCCCACGGGGCUGCGUUUGCUCUCCUGCAGCAAGACAGUGAAAUAGGACGAGCUGUAUUCGCAGAGGUCGCCAUGACCUGCCUGGUCACCAUGGUGGUGCUGCUAGGGGCUGUCAACACCAAGACCAAAAGCCCCAUGGUGCCGUUUUUAGUGGGCUGCACUGUUGUCUUCAACAUUUUGGCUGGUGGAGAUGUAUCUGGCACCUGCAUGAACCCCGCCAGAGCCUUUGGUCCAGCCAUAGUGAGCAACUACUGGGUUUAUCACUGGGUCUACUGGGUGGGACCCAUCGCAGGAGGUGUAAUAGCAGCUGUACUGGUUCGACUUCUCCUUGGAGACAGGAAGGUGCGACUCAUUCUGAAAUGAGAACUUAAGUGGGAUAAAUCAUGAGAAUGCUUUAUCAUCUACAGUUACAAUAUAAACCCCCUUUUUUAUCACUGAGAUGUUUGUAUACCAUUAAAUUUGACUUUUUUUCACAUAA